Messenger RNA from Dreissena polymorpha, 7326 nucleotides. RefSeq lists its product as uncharacterized. Gene Ontology annotation, biological process: regulation of DNA-templated transcription. Gene Ontology annotation, molecular function: DNA-binding transcription factor activity, RNA polymerase II-specific; RNA polymerase II cis-regulatory region sequence-specific DNA binding. The transcript has 10 exons. NCBI's taxonomy places the organism in Eukaryota, Metazoa, Mollusca, Bivalvia, Myida, Dreissenidae. The record is from RefSeq and is a predicted model, not a curated record. The coding region runs from base 148 to 7326 and encodes 2392 amino acids.
AUUAACCGGAAACGGAACGCCAUCUAGCGUAAUUUCCUAGAAAUACGCGAAAAAUCACAAAGAAGUUGAUGGGGACAGCAGCAAACAUAAUUACCACAAUAAUGUCCCCAGCCAGCUUCUAGCUCAGAGGUUCUGGCCCCUCUGAAGAUGAACGAUGCCGAUCUGAUGUCCAGCCUGUACACCAGCUAUGCACACAACCUAGCGAGCUACACGAGCACGGAGAACCAGGCUCUACUAGAGCAGCUGCAGUCACUGCUCAAGUCUAAUGGUGCAGCACAACACAGCGCUGGACUGGCCACCAGAAAACUAUCUACUGAUCAGGGCAUGGAUGGUAACUGUGAGCGUGAUGACGGUGUGAGACCAAGCUGCAGGUUCUGCGGGAAAACAUUUGCCCAAGCCAGCUACAUCAAGGCUCACGAGAGGCUACACACAGGUGAGAAGCCCUACGUAUGUUCUGUGUGCAACAAGGCAUUCAGUGACGCCAGCAACUGGAAAAAGCACGAGCGAAUGCACUCCCGCCAGAUUCAGAGUUCCUACGAGGAUGGGGUUGUCUCUGCAGUAAAUAGCGCCCCAACCACCCCUGAACCUCUCACUCCCAACUCCCCCACCAUGAAGGUGACCCAGAUGUCCAACAUGAACCUGACAGCAGCUAACCUAAACUCACACAACACAUCGUUUGCCAGCACGUUGUCCCAGAUUGCGGCGUGCUCUUUAGCGGGCUCCAUGCCAGGGAUGUUCCCAGAGGUGACCUCCUCUCUAGCGGUUCUCUCUCAUAGCCUGUCCCACGCCCACUCUCAGUCUCACAACGUCCACUUGUCGUCUUCCACUUCCCAGAACUCUGAAGACAGUAACGACAUGUCACCGCCAUCUAAACGCAACAAAGAUGACUCUCUCAGCUGCAAUCUGUGCUCCAAGACGUUCUCUACCCCUGCCUCUCUGUCCAUGCACAAGAAAAUCCACAGUGGGGAAAAGCCGCAUACCUGCAUCACAUGUGGAAAGUCUUUCACCCAGAUCGGCACACUGCGGGCCCACGAGCGUGUUCAUACCGGCGAAAAACCUUAUGAGUGUAACAUCUGUGGGAAGACAUUUGCCCAGUGCGGCAGCUUCCGGAUGCACGAAAGAAGACACCAUCGGGACAUGAUGGAGAACUUUCAGAAGUGUUUUGUCUGUGGAGUCAGCUUCACUUCUAUGGAUGAGUUGCAGAAGCAUAUGAUGUGCCACCCAGGGGCCCUGAGUUUUAACCUACACCAUGGCCCAAUGGGUUACCCUGGGCCUCUACCCAUGGGAUUUGGUUUUCCCAUAGAUUUCGAUAGCAAGGCAGAAAUGAAGAUGGAUCCGUCGGAAAUUUCUGAAAUAGAGAAAGCAUUUAACCUGUUUGGAAGUCAGUCCAAGACUGCGCCAGUGACGUCCCAUGCUGAUCACUAUCACUUACCUCCCUUUGUGUCCUCUGCCCACGCGUUUAUUCAACGCUCGCUGUCACAGAGUAAUGACCCCAACACUGCUGUCUCCAUGCUGCUGGCAUCCAAUGGUGCUGAAAAUCUCCUCGGCCAGCAGUUCAGUAACCCAGGAAUUCUUUCCCCAGUCAGGCUUCCCAUCAUGCCCCCUGAGAGAAACCAGUCUGCUGCGUCAUCUGCAAAACCGGUGAAAGAAGAGGUUGAACCAGUCAGUACAACCACAAGAAGUCGCAAAUAUUCCUCCGACUCGCACACGUCCAUGUCAUGUACUGACGGCAAAGAGAAACAGAGUAAUGAUGAGGACCACGAGAACAUGACUGAGAUGGAUAACGAGAACCAUGUUCCCAACCACAGCCAGAAGACUCCAUCAGAAGACUCAAGUUUGGCAGAGUCUCGUUCGACAGAGGACUUUCAGUCGGACGAUGUUCACACAAAUGGAGUCAAUGGGGGCAUCAGUCGCCGCAACCUGAACAAAAGAAUGAUCUCAUCGUCAAACUCGCGAAAACAGCGUCGACCAAUGAGGCGCCUAAGCAGCGUCACCAUGGCCACAGGGUUGGACCAAACAGAGUACCAGCAGCAGUACAACACUGAGGAUGGGGAGGAAGAGGAAGAGGAGCUUAACAAGGACCAGCUGAUGGUCUCCUUCCUGCUGUCCAAGGGCGAGGUAUACAAGUGUGAGCACUGUCACAUCAUCUUUGAGGACUGCACCCUUUACCUGCUUCAUAACGGUUUCCAUGCCAACGAUCGGGACCCGUUCAAGUGUCAGAUCUGCAAAAAGUCAUGUGAUGGCCGCGUGGAGUUCAACUGCCAUCUAACCAGCCACAUCAAGUAUGCAAGCUUUGAGAAAGGUGAGAAGCCUUACGUAUGUUCUGUGUGCAACAAGGCAUACAGUGACGCAAGCAACUGGAAGAAGCACGAGCGCAUGCACACUCGCCAGACACAGAUUGCCUACGAGGAUGGGAUUGUCUCCGCGAUAGUCAGCGCCCCUACCACCCCCGAUACUUCCACUUCACACUCCCCAACCAUGAAUGUCGCACAGUUGUCCAACAUGUACGUGAGCACGGCUAACCUGAUGCCCCACAACCAAUCGUUUGCCAGCACGCUUUCCCACAUUGCAGCCUGCUCUAUGGCGGCCUCCAAGCCGGGGAUGUUCCCAGAGUUAGUCUCCUCCUUGGCGGAGAUCCCACAUAGUAUGCUCUACUCCCACGCACAGUCGCACAAAGCCCACAUGUCGUCUUCCAUUUCACAGAACUCUGAUGACAGUUACGACAUGUCGCCACUGUCGAAACGCAAAACGGGCGACUCUCUCAGCUGCAAUCCGUAUUCCAAGACGUUCUCCACCCCUUUAUCUACGUUCAUGCACAAGAAGCCCAACACCUGCACCACAUUUGGUAAGUCUUUCACCCAGAUCGGCAAACUGCGGACCCACGAGCGUGUACAUACCGGCGAGAAACCAUAUGAGUGCAAUAUAUGUGGGAAGACAUUUGCCCAGUGCGGCAGCUACCGGAUGCACGAAAGAAGGCACCAUCGGGACAUGAUGGAGAACUUUCAGAAGUGUUUUGUAUGUGGAGCCAGCUUCAUUUCUAUGGAUGAGUUGCAGAAGCACAUGAUGUGCCACCCAGGGGCCCUGAGUCUUAACCUUCAACAUGGGCCAAUGGGCUUCACAGGGCCUCUACCCAUGGGAUUUGGUUUACCCAUAGAUUUCGACAGCAAGUCAGAAAUGAAGAUAGAUCCAUCGGAGAUUUCUGCGCCAGUGACGUCCCAUGCUGAUCACUAUCAGUUAGCUCCCUUUGUGUCCUCUUCCCAUGCAAUUUUUCAACGCUCGCUGUCACAGGGUAAUGACCCGCACAGUGCUGUUUCCAUGCUGCUGGCAUCCAACGUUGCUGAAAAUCUCCUCGGCCAGCAGUUCAGUUACCCAGGAAUUCUUUCCCCAGUCAGGCUUCCCAUCAUGCCCCCUAAGAGAAACCAGACUGUCGCGUCGUGUGCAAAACCGGUGAAAGAAGAGGUUGAACCAGUUAGUACAACGACAAGAAGUCGCAAGUACUCCUCCGACUUGCGAAAAUCAAUGUCAUGUACUGACGGCAAAGAGAAACAGAGUAAUGAUGAGGACCAAGAGAACAUGACUGAGAUGGAUAACGAGAACCAUGUUCUCAACCACAGCCAGAAGACUUCAUCAGAAGACUCAAGUUUGGCAGAGUCUCGUUCGACAGAGGACUUUCAGUCGGACGAUGUUCACACAAAUGGAGUCAAUGGGGGCAUCAGUCGCCGAAACCUGAACAAAAGAAUGAUCUCAUCGUCAAACUCGCGAAAACAGCGUCGACCAAUGAGGCGCCUAAGCAGCGUCACCAUGGCCACAGGGUUGGACCAAACAGAGUACCAGCAGCGGUACAACACUGAGGAUGGGGAGGAAGAGGAAAAGGAGCUUAACAAGGACCAGCUGAUGGUCUCCUUCCUGCUGUCCAAGGGCGAGGUGUACAAGUGUGAGCACUGUCACAUCAUCUUUGAGGACUGCACCCUGUACCUGCUUCAUAACGGUUUUCAUGCCAACGAUCGGGACCCGUUCAAGUGUCAGAUCUGCAAAAAGUCAUGUGAUGGCCGCGUGGAGUUCAACUGCCAUCUAACCAGCCACAUCAAGUAUGCAAGCUUUGAGAAAGGUGAGAAGCCUUACGUAUGUUCUGUGUGCAACAAGGCAUACAGUGAUGCAAGCAACUGGAAGAAGCACGAGCGCAUGCACACUCGCCAGACACAGAUUGCCUACGAGGAUGAGACUGUCUCCGCGAUAGUCAGCGCCCCUACCACCCCCGAAACUUCCACUUCACACUCCCCAACCAUCAAUGUGGCACAGUUAUCCAACAUGUACCUGAGCACGGCUAAUCUGAUGCCCCACAACCAAUCGUUUGCCAGCACGCUUUCCCAUAUUGCAGCCUGCUCUAUGGCGGCCUCCAAGCCGGGGAUGUUCCCAGAGUUAGUCUCCUUCCUGGCGGAGAUCCCACAUAGUAUGCUCUACUCCCACGCACAGUCGCACAAAGCCCACAUGUCGUCUUCCAUUUUACAGAACUCUGAUGACAGUUACGACAUGUCGCCACUGUCGAAACGCAAAACAGGCGACUCUCUCAACUGCAAUUCGUAUUCCAAGACGUUCUCCACCCCUUCAUCUACGUUCAUGCACAAGAAGCCCAACACCUGCACCAGAUUUGGUAAGUCUUUCACCCAGAUCGGCAAACUGCGGGCCCACGAGCGUGUACAUUACGGCGAGAAACCAUAUGAGUGCAAUAUAUGUGGGAAGACAUUUGCCCAGUGCGGCAGCUACCGGAUGCACGAAAGAAGGCACCAUCGGGACAUGAUGGAGAACUUUCAGAAGUGUUUUGUAUGUGGAGCCAGCUUCAUUUCUAUGGAUGAGUUGCAGAAGCACAUGAUGUGCCACCCAGGGGCCCUGAGUCUUUACCUUCAACAUGGGCCAAUGGGCUUCCCAGGGCCUCUACCCAUGGGAUUUGGUUUACCCAUAGAUUUCGACAGCAAGUCAGAAAUGAAGAUAGAUCCAUCGGAGAUUUCUGCGCCAGUGACGUCCCAUGCUGAUCACUAUCAGUUAGCUCCCUUUGUGUCCUCUUCCCAUGCAAUUUUUCAACGCUCGCUGUCACAGGGUAAUGACCCGCACAGUGCUGUUUCCAUGCUGAUGGCAUCCAACGGUGCUGAAAAUCUCCUCGGCCAGCAGUUCAGUUACCCAGGAAUUCUUUCCCCAGUCAGACUUCCCAUCAUGCCUCCUGAGAGAAACCAGACUGUCGCGUCGUGUGCAAAACCGGUGAAAAAAGAGGUUGAACCAGUUAGUACAACGACAAGAAGUCGCAAGUACUCCUCCGACUCGCGAAAAUCCAUGUCAUGUACUGACGGCAAAGAGAAACAGAGUAAUGAUGAGGACCAAGAGAACAUCACUGAGAUGGAUAACGAGAACCAUGUUCCCAACCACAGCCAGAAGACUCCAUCAGAAGACUCCAGUUUGGCAGAGUCUCGUUCGACAGAGGACUUUCAGUCGGACGAUGUUCACACAAAUGGAGUCAAUGGGGGCAUCAGUCGCCGCAAUCCUGAACAAAAGAAUGAUCUCAUCGUCAAAAUCGCGAAAACAGCGUCGACCAAUGAGGCGCCUAAGCAGCAGUACCAGCAUCGGUACAACACUGAGGAUGGGGAGGAAGAGGAAGAGGAGCUUAACAAGGACCAGCUGAUGGUCUCCUUCCUGCUGUCCAAGGGCGAGGUGUACAAGUGUGAGCACUGUCACAUCAUCUUUGAGGACUGCACCCUGUACCUGCUUCAUAACGGUUUCCAUGCCAACGAUCGGGACCCGUUCAAGUGUCAGAUCUGCAAAAAGUCAUGUGAGAAGCCUUACGUAUGUUCUGUGUGCAACAAGGCAUACAGUGACGCAAGCAACUGGAAGAAGCACGAGCGCAUGCACACUCGCCAGACACAGAGUGCCCACGAGGAUGGGAUUGUCUCCGCGAUGGUCAGCGCCCCUACCACCCCCGAAAUGUCCACUUCACACUCCCCAACCAUGAAUGUCGCACAGUUGUCCAACAUGUACCUGAGCACGGCUAACCUGAUGCCCCACAACCAAUCGUUUGCCAGCACGCUUUCCCACAUUGCAGCCUGCUCUAUGGUGGCAUCCAAGCCGGGGAUGUUCCCAGAGUUAGUCUCCUCCCUGGCAGAGAUCCCACAUAGUAUGCUCUACUCCCACGCACAGUCGCACCAAGCCCACAUGUCGUCUUCCAUUUCACAGAACUCUGAUGACAGUUACGACAUGUCGCCACUGUCGAAACGCAAAACGAGCGACUCUCGCAACUGCAAUCCGUAUUCCAAGACGUUCUCCACCCCUUCAUCUACGUUCAUGCACAAGAAGCCCAACACCUGCACCACAUUUGGUAAGUCUUUCACCCAGAUCGGCAAACUGCGGGCCCACGAGCGUGUACAUACCGGCGAGAAACCAUAUGAGUGCAAUAUAUGUGGGAAGACAUUUGCCAAGUGCGGCAGCUACCGGAUGCACGAAAGAAGGCACCAUCGGGACAUGAUGGAGAACUUUCAGAAGUGUUUUGUCUGUGGAGCCAGCUGCAUUUCUAUGGAUGAGUUGCAGAAGCACAUGAUGUGCCACCCAGGGGCCCUGAGUCUUAACCUUCAACAUGGACCAAUGGGCUUCCCAGGGCCUCUACCCAUGGGAUUUGGUUUACCCAUAGAUUUCGACAGCAAGUCAGAAAUGAAGAUAGAUCCAUCGGAGAUUUCUGAAAUAGAGAAAGCAUUUAACCUGUUUGGAAGUCAGUCCAAGACUGCGCCAGUGACGUCCCAUGCUGAUCACUAUCAGUUACCUCCCUUUGUGUCCUCUUCCCAUGCAAUUUUUCAACGCUCGCUGUCACAAGGUAAUGACCCGCACAGUGCUGUUUCCAUGCUGCUGGCAUCCAACGGUGCUGAAAGUCUCCUCGGCCAGCAGUUAAGUUACCUAGGAAUUCUUUCCCCAGUCAGGCUUCUCAUCAUGCCCCCUGAGAGAAACCAGUCCGUCGCGUCGUGUGCAAAACCGGUGAAAGAAGAGGUUGAACCAGUUAGUACAACGACAAGAAGUCGCAAGUACUCCUCCGACUCGCACACGUCCAUGUCAUGUACUGACGGCAAAGAGAAACAGAGUAAUGAUGAGGACCACGAGAACAUGACUGAGAUGGAUAACGAGAACCAUGUUCCCAACCACAGCCAGAAGACUCCAUUAGAAGACUCAAGUCUGGCAGAGUCUCGUUCGACAGAGGACUUUCAGUCGGACGAUGUUAGCACAAAUAGAAUCAAUGGGGACAUCAGUCGCCGAAACCUGAACAAAAGAAUGAUCUCUUCCUCAUACUCGCGUUAA